AUGUGAAAAGGCCGUCGAGGUCACGCUAUUGACGCUUUUCUCUUUCAAAAUGCCGGUCUCUCUUAUUUUUCAAUUCUUAAUGGAGUAGUAUUUUAUUUCGUCUUUUUCACUUCUCUAUUUAUUAAUUUUACAGUUUCGGACAUAACCCUCAUUUAGUACUAUAAAUAUUCUUGUCUACUGUCCGCUCCACUCAUCAGUUAGCUUCUUUUGAGGAAAAAAUGGCAGAGGCGUCACAGGUACGUUUGGGCAUACUAGGUUGCGCUAACAUAGCUCGGAAAGUAUCACGAGCCAUCGCGCUUGCUCCAAACGCCACUAUCUCCGCCGUCGGCAGCCGUACGAUCGAAAAAGCAACGGCGUUUGCUAAAGAAAAUGGGUAUCCGUCAAAUACAAAGUUAUACGGCAGUUAUGAGGCUGUUCUGGAUGACCCGGAGAUUGACGCCGUUUACGUUCCGCUUCCGACAAGCCUGCAUUUGAAGUGGGCUGUGUUGGCGGCCCAGAAGAAGAAGCACGUUUUGCUGGAAAAGCCCGUUGCGUUAAACGUGAAGGAGCUGGAUGCUAUUCUGGAGGCGUGCGAAUUGAAUGGGGUGCAGUACAUGGAUGCUACCAUGUGGAUGCAUCAUCCUCGUACUGUUAAGAUGAAAGAAUUCCUCUCUGAUUCUCAUCGUUUUGGCCAACUCAAAUCGGUACACAGCACUUUUGCUUAUCUUGGUGACCAAGAGUUUCUGAAGAAUGACAUUCGUGUAAAGGCCGACCUUGAUGCUCUAGGUGUUCUAGGUGAUGCUGGUUGGUACAGUAUUCGCGCAAUCUUGUGGACUACUGAUUAUGAAUUGUCCAAAACCGUGACAGCUCUACCUGAUCCAGAAUUGAAUGAAGCUGGAGUUAUCCUAUCUUGUGGUGCUUCUUUGAGUUGGAAAGACGGAAGGGUAGCAACUUUCUAUUGUUCGUUUUUAGCCAAUAUGGCCAUGGAUAUCGUUGCUAAUGGAUCCACAGGAAAUUUGAGGGUCCAUGACUUUGUAAUUCCAUUUCAAGAAAAUGUUGCUCCAUUUUACACAGUGGAAAAUUCGAGGUUUGGUGAACUUUCUACAGCGAUUCAUCCUGCACCAAGUGAGCAAAAAGUCAGCACAGAUCUUCCUCAAGAGGCUCUCAUGAUAAAGGAGUUCUCUAACCUGGUUGGAGGUAUCAAGGCGCAACGUUCUAAACCUGAGAAGAAGUGGCCAACGAUUAGUAGAAAGACGCAACUUGUGGUAGAUGCUGUCAAGGCAUCAAUUGAUAAAGGUUUUGAGCCUAUUGAGGGUGUGUGGAGUGCAAAAAUAUGAAGAAAAGGUGCUCUAGGUAGAGGAAG
This is a messenger RNA of Nicotiana tabacum (common tobacco), 1342 nucleotides long. RefSeq names its product putative oxidoreductase At4g09670. The record is from RefSeq and is a predicted model, not a curated record. NCBI's taxonomy places the organism in Eukaryota, Viridiplantae, Streptophyta, Magnoliopsida, Solanales, Solanaceae. Gene Ontology annotation, molecular function: nucleotide binding.